UUUCAUUGAAAAAUUUUUACCUUACCGCUUUAUAAUCGUUUUCUAGAAAAAACCAAAAUAAUCGUGAAAUCCCAAUGAAUCAGAUGUACAAUAUAUGUAAUAUGUAUUUAAUUUUGACCUUAACUUUAAACGAAAUUGUGCAUUAAAAUUUGAUAAGUUAUAGAAUUAAAAACAAUUUAUUAUUUUCCUCAAAAUGUGAGACAUUGAAUGUUAGAUUUAUUUUGUAUCUUGCUUGUGUAUGAUUUCUGGAUCAUAAAUCUUUAUGACAAAAAUACGCUUAUCAAGCUGUGAUAAAGUGACAAUAGCAGAGCUCUACACAAAUCAAAUAUUACUGAAACAGAUGAAAAUGUGCUUUACAUAAAAUAGUUAUUGUAUUUAACAAUGGAAGGUAAAAAAUAUGUAGCUUUAAUUACUGGAUUUGGACCAUUUGGCAGUCAUGUUAUUAACGCCAGUUGGGAAGCCGUGAAGGAAUUAAAUAAAUUAUGUAUUAAUUCUCAAGAGAUGGUGGACGUUGAAAUAAUUAUAAAAGAGAUUCCAGUUUCAUAUCAAGAUGUAGCAGCAUGUAUACCUAAGCUUUGGAAAGAAUAUAAACCUACGGUAGUUAUACAUGUAGGGGUAAGCCACAAAGCGCAAUGUUUAACCAUAGAAUGUUGUGCUCACAGUAAUGGCUACAUGAGAGAAGAUAUAUUUAACAAAUGUCCAGAUGAAAGUAUUAUUGAGCCUAAAAUUUUGAAAACUGAAAUCAAUGUCAAACAAGUCUGUAACAUAAUCAAUGAAAAUUCAGACAGAACAGAAUGUAAUGCUUGUAUUUCAUAUGAUGCAGGAAGAUAUUUGUGUGAAUAUAUAUUUUACAAAUCUCUAGAAAUUGCACCUAAAAAGACAAUAUUUGUUCAUGUUCCAGAUUUCAAUCGAUAUUCAAGUGUACAAAAUGCAAAAGGUUUAUAUGAUAUUUUAUACUGUAUUAUUCAGGAUAUGAAAAAAAGUAAACACUAAAUUUUAUAAUACAAAAAUUA
This is a messenger RNA of Frieseomelitta varia, 1013 nucleotides long. RefSeq names its product pyroglutamyl-peptidase 1. Bases 382 to 993 code for a protein of 203 amino acids. Gene Ontology annotation, molecular function: pyroglutamyl-peptidase activity. The transcript is spliced from 2 exons. Gene Ontology annotation, biological process: proteolysis. Gene Ontology annotation, cellular component: cytosol. The record is from RefSeq and is a predicted model, not a curated record. NCBI's taxonomy places the organism in Eukaryota, Metazoa, Arthropoda, Insecta, Hymenoptera, Apidae.